This is a messenger RNA of Lucilia cuprina (Australian sheep blowfly), 1218 nucleotides long. RefSeq names its product cuticle protein 21-like. Lineage: Eukaryota; Metazoa; Arthropoda; Insecta; Diptera; Calliphoridae. Gene Ontology annotation, cellular component: extracellular matrix. The transcript is spliced from 2 exons. The coding region runs from base 115 to 849 and encodes 244 amino acids. The record is from RefSeq and is a predicted model, not a curated record.
CGCAGUGAAGAAGAUUAUUUUCAUAUAAAAAGCCAAACGUUUUUGCUAACGUUAUGUCAGUUCAAUUUUAAACAACCGACAGUGUUUAACAAAAAUUUUCAUCCUUAGCCCACAAUGAAAUCCUUCACCGCUGCUGCUGUUAUUUCCACCUUGGCUGCUGCCAAUGCCGGCUUCGCCCCCGCUCCCUUGGCUUAUGCUGCUGCUCCUUAUGCUGCCGCUCCAUUCGCUGCUGCUUCUCCCUAUGUAGCUCAUCCUUAUGCUGCUGCUCCCUAUGUAGCUGCCCCCGCUGCCUACUCUGCUCCUUUGGUAGCCAAGACUUUCGCCGCUGCUCCAGCUUUUGCUGCCCCUGGCCCAGUCUACGCUGCUGCCCCAGCUCCCUAUGUAGCCGCCCCAGUUGCAAAGACUUAUGCUGCUGCUCCCUUGGUAGCUAAGACUUUCGCCGCUCCCGUUGUAGCUGCUGCCCCAGCUCCAGUUUUAGCUAAGACUGUUGCUGCUCCUUUGGCCGCCCCCGUAGCCCCCGUUGCCCCUGUUGCUGCCGUAGCUGCUCCCGUUGUAGCCAAGGCUGAGGUGGUUGAUGCCCAUCCUCAAUACAAAUUCGCCUACAAUGUUCAAGAUGCUUUGACCGGUGACUCCAAGACCCAAGAAGAAACCCGUGACGGUGAUGUAGUACGUGGCUCUUACUCUUUCAUUGAGGCCGAUGGCUCUCGUCGUAUUGUCAACUACUAUGCUGAUGACAUCAACGGUUUCAACGCUGUUGUCUCCAAGGAUGUUCCCGUAGCUGCUGCCCCCGUUGUAGCUGCCCCAGCUCCCGUUGUUGCCAAGACAUUCGCCGCCCCCAUUGUUGCCUAAUUUCUUUUUAAUGAAUUUAUUAAGCAAUCAAUAGUGAUGUCCUUGUGAGAUUACUUCUGUAUCUUUUUUUUUUUUGCCAAUUUGCCUUUAAUUCUUAGCUAAUUGUUUAUCUAUACUUCGCUAUCCAUCUCUAUUUUCUGCUAAGUUUUAAAAAUCUAUCAAUCUUUUUUAUUCGUUAUUGUCGGUGGGUUAAAUUAACCCUGGUCUACUGUCGAGGUGCUGUCAAAUAAUUGCAAUAGCGUAAGCGAAAUUCAUUUGUAAAUAACAUUUUCUACAAUCAUUGUCGUUGUUGUUGUAAACAAAAUUUCAACUUUCAUCACUUACUUAUGACCAAGACUUUGAUAAAACUGUUAAAUAAAAAAAAUAUUA